Messenger RNA from Aspergillus calidoustus, 2101 nucleotides. The record is from the annotation of a GenBank genome assembly. NCBI's taxonomy places the organism in Eukaryota, Fungi, Ascomycota, Eurotiomycetes, Eurotiales, Aspergillaceae.
GCGCGCCUAAGGUGCAGAUCGUCUUAUUAGGGGCCUCGACUCGGAAAGCCGAGAGUACUUAAUUCUUCAACGUUACAAUCGUGACUGGAUUUUUUGACUUGGCGGCAAAAGUCAGACACUGUUCGGCGCGGUCGUUGGUCCCCCACUAUCGACCUUAUCCAGGGAAUUUUUUUUUCAAGCGGCCAACGUCCAUCACAAACUGAGCGAGCAGCAACGAACUUGCACAUAUAUCACAAUGGCAGAGUCUGAGAUUGAGAAACAUCUCUCUGAGCGUUCUGCCUUGCUCGAACAAGAAAAGACCAGCAGACAUGACUACGCCUUCCAGCAGAAGAUGCCGCCGGUCGCAAAGACUGCCGCGACAAUAAUAUCGAAUAUCCGCAAAACGGAGAUGGAGACGUUCUGGACGAAACCCGUAUCUACAACCAGACACCAAGAUCUGAAGGAGGCCAUGUUCCCAGGCAUGUCGUUUGCCCUGUCCCGAGACCGAAUGACAAAAACCUCGCUCUGGAAGAUCAUUUCUGCGAUGCCAAAGGGCUGUCUCUUGCACGCGCAUAUGGAGGCAAUGAUUGAUAUCGACUGGCUCAUUGACCAGGCGCUGGAGUUGCCUGGGUUCUUCAUCUCGAGUCCAGGGGCUUUGGCGCCGGGGGAGUGUACCAAGUGGUUGGAGCCGUUCAAUUUCCAUUAUCGACCCGGUACUUCUCAAGACAAGGCUGCCGGUGUGAAUAUCUGGGAGGCGGGUUAUUCUCCUAACCAGUUCGUGCCGGUCAUCGACGCGGCCAGGACUUACCCAGGUGGAGUUGCGGCUUUUAAGGCGUGGGCUAUCUCUAGGAUGACCAUUAACGAGGAAGAGGCUCUAGAGCAUCACCAUGGGAUCGCGGAUAUCUGGAAGAAGUUCCAGUCAUGCUUCGGCUCUAUCGCUGGUUUGUUCUUCACCGAACCGAUCUUCCGGCGCUGUAUCCCUAGGCUUCUCCAGCAGCUGCAUGAGGAUGGCAUCAGAUACGUCGAACUACGUCUGGCUCUGUCCUUAGGGCAACCCUUCUACAGAGACGGUUCAGCUACGCCUGAAACGGAUUUUGACUAUUUCUUACAGUGCUUCCAGGAGGAAGUAAAUACAUACAUGUCCUCCCGUCAAGGCGCCGGGUUCUGGGGCGCCAGAUUGAUCUGGACUGCUAUACGCGCGUUUGACGACGAAUCCAUUAAGGACUCGAUGACACAGUGUAUGAACUUGAAAGAGGCAUACCCCUCUGUUAUAGCAGGCUUCGACUUUGUCGGGCAAGAAGACAUGGGUCGACCACUCAUCGAUCUUCUCCCGCUCUGCAAGUGGUUCGAAAGCCAGUGCACCGAGAGGAAUCUCCAGAUCCCCUUCUUCUUUCACGCAGGUGAAUGCCUAGGCGACGGUGAUAGCACGGACGGUAAUCUCGUCGACGCCAUCCUAUUGAACUCCCGAAGAAUCGGGCACGGCUUCUCCCUUUACAAGCAUCCACUCCUCAUCGAUCUCGUCAAGAAGAAGAAAAUCCUCAUUGAGAUCUGCCCCAUUUCACACGAGGUCCUGCGCCUGACGUCGAAUAUCCUGAUGCACCCCAUGCCAGCUUUGCAAUCGCGAGGUGUCCCUGUCUCCCUGAAUAACGAUGACCCGGCCGUUCUAGGAUACGGGCGAAAUGGUUUAAGCCAUGACUUUUACCAGGUUCUUGCUGCCUUUGAGAACACGGGACUUGCGGGGAUUGCGACUAUGGCAGAAGAUAGCAUUCGAUGGGCCGCUUUUGAGGAUGAGGGAGAAUAUGAGUGGCUUCGGGGACUUGAGGGGGCUGGGACUGGGUUGAAGCCUUCUCAUGUUGCGGAGUGGAGGGCAGAAUUUGAGAAGUGGUGUGAGUGGAUAGUAAAGGAGUUUGGAUCUGAGGACUUGGUCCUUAGGAAUUAGAUAGAUAGAAGGCAAUUUCUUGGUCAAAGGAAAGGCAAUGACCCGGACUAACGAAUAUGUAUAUACAUCUUUAGCGUUGAAGUAAUGCAAAACUGAUACAUGCGACCAGCAAGAUCAAGGAUCGAAAAACAUCAUGAGCAGGCACAGCUUGCUCCGCAUGCUUAGAAGAGUUUCUUGGAAACC